Molecule: messenger RNA, 1290 nt
Organism: Radiomyces spectabilis
Lineage: Eukaryota; Fungi; Mucoromycota; Mucoromycetes; Mucorales; Radiomycetaceae
Exons: 3
Coding region: 1-1290 (429 amino acids)
Source: RefSeq, a predicted model, not a curated record
AUGUUCAUCAACAACAAGCACAAUACCAAUCAACUGGAGCAUUUCAUUCAUGCUGUGCGAUCCGAUCCAGAAAAUUUUGGCCAAAAAUCAUUUGUCGUUAUCGGUGUGCAUGGCUGGUUUCCCAUGAAGCUUGUGCGGAGCAUGGUCGGUGAACCUACCGGGACUUCCGCCAGGUUCUGUGAAAUGAUGGUGCUCAGCUUAAAACGCUAUUUUGAAACUGAGCAUCAAUUGACGAUACCAGAUCAGUGCAUUACCGUGAUUCCUCUUGAAUGGGAAGGAAAAGUGGAGGACCGCGUGGAAAAUUUGUACCGCAUUUUACUUGAAAACGAAGCAUGGGUCACUGCCUUGAAAGCAGCCGAUAUGGUGCUGUGGGCCACGCAUUCCCAAGGCACGCCAGUGUCAACCAUGUUACUGCAUAAACUCAUCGACGCCGCUUACAUCCAAGUCCCAAGGCAAUCCGUCUGCUUAUUGGCCAUGGCAGGCAUAUCGCACGGCCCUUUUCCCUACUUGAAAGGUAGCAUUAUUGUCAAGUACUUUGAAGCCGAUGCCGCACGGGAAUUGUUUGAUUUUAUGGAUUCCAACAGUGACAUUUCAACAAAGUUCCGUAUGUCAAUGGCGUAUAUUCUUCGACAGAAUGUCAAAACGGUGCUCGUCGGUUCCAUGCAAGAUCAAGUGGUUCCUCUCUACUCGGCCAUUAUGAGCGGCACUUCCCAUCCCAAUAUUUUGCGAGCGAUUUACAUUGACGGGCAUAUUUUCUCUGAAAAUGAUUUCCUUAUCAACUUGAUUACACUCGCUUUGCGUUUACGGAACGCUGGAUUUUCCGAUCAUGGUCUGCUGACCCAUAUCAGUGAAGUGCUCGCGGGUAACCUGUACUCGUGGGAAGGCGGCCAUUCCACCAUCUAUGACGAACUGGGCGUCUAUACCAUUGCUAUCCGUUACUUGUUCGAAACCCAGCCUCUUGGCAAACGAAAAUUAAUGGAACCUCGUUCACCGGCUUCGACGGUGGCUGCCGGCGCAGCAGUGGCGUCCUCCAACCAUGUCACCCCGCGAACCACCAAAGUCGCCGCGGUGGAACCCAAAUUGGAUCAAUUCAAUGCCAAAGUGCGACUCAAUCCAUUUUAUCUUCCGUGGGCAAUGCGUGGAAUUUAUGACGAUGCGCGCGUCCAAGGUGACGAAUUCUUUCAUCGCGAACUACUGAGACUGCAAGAUCUCUUUGACCGAUGGCAACCCUCGAGUUCCAAAUUAAAGGAAAUCAAAUUUAGGCUCGAACCGCUGAAAGCACGAUUAUAA